AUGCAACUUCUCCUGGCCGUGCGGGACUUAAUUCUGCCCUUUGUCAAAGCGGCCGACGAUGCCGCGGCCCAUCGGGAGACUGGCCGGCUUCCACUCGACGCCACGGGCAGCCCGCACAAUGUGCUAGUAGAUACCGUCAAGCCUCAAAAGCUUGCUGCACACCUCAAGUUCAUGUUGCCCGAUCAGGGCCAGGGCAAAGAGGGACUGUUGGAGGCUAUUGCCAAGGUGCUCAAGUAUAGCGUCAACACCUGGGAUCAAGGCUUCCUCGAUAAACUGUACUCAAGUAACAACCCGGUUGGUGUUAUUUCGGACAUUGUCUUGUCAGUUCUCAAUACAAACCUGCAUGUCUACCAAGUUUCGCCGGCUCUUACCGUUAUUGAAAAGACGACGGGACGAGCAUUGGCUAACAAAUUUGGUUUCGCCGGCCCGAGAGCUGGUGGUGUUACCUGUCAAGGUGGCAGUUCCUCCAAUCUCACAUCCCUGGUGGUUGCACGAAACACCUUGUACCCGGACUGCAAGACUGAUGGCGAUGCCAAGUACGACUUUGUGGUGUUCACCAGCGCCCAUGGCCACUACUCGGUUGAGAAGAGUGCCAUGAUCUGUGGCAUGGGCUCAUCGAGUGUAUGGAAGGUCCCCGUUGAUAACGGCGGGAGUAUGAGGGCCGAUGCCCUUCGCGAGCUGGUUGUUCGCGCCAAGGAGCAAGGAAAGACGCCAUUAUACGUUAACACAACCGCGGGCUCUACAGUCCGAGGCUCAUACGACCCAUUCCCGGAAAUUUCAAAGAUUUGCAAAGAAUUUGGUCUGUGGAUGCACAUAGACGCCAGUUGGGGCGGACCAGUCGUCUUUUCUGCCCAACAGCGGUGGAAGGUUGAGGGAUCGCAUCUUGCUGAUUCCAUCACCAUCAACCCUCACAAGAUGAUGAACGCCCCUACGACAUGUUCCUUUUUGCUGGGCCCAGACAUGAAUGUAUUCAACAAGGCAAACAGUACAGCUGCCGGAUAUCUCUUCCACGGAAACACAGACGAAGAUAUCUGGGACCUGGCAGACCUUACCUUGCAGUGCGGCCGCCGCGGUGACAGCUUGAAGGUCGCGCUCGCGUGGUUGUACUAUGGCGCCAAUGGCUUCGAGAAACAGAUUGAUCACGCAUUUGACAUGGCAUCAUACUUGUACAAGUUGGUACAGCAGACGGGCAACUUUACCAUGGUAUCUGAAAACCCACCUCCUUGUCUUCAAGUGUGCUUCUACUACGCACCUGGGGGGGAAUUGUCCAGUGAUGCUGCUACCAACACAAAGCGCACUCAGGUUAUUGUUGAGAGACUUAUCGGCAGGGGAUUCAUGGUGGACUAUGCUCCCGGCGAUGUAGGGAGCUUUCUCCGAAUCGUGGUGAACGUGCAGACAUUGCCAAGCACAGUGGAGGGCUUGACCAAGGCGUUGGAAGAGGCGGGAAAGGAAGUGGCAUAG
This is a messenger RNA of Pochonia chlamydosporia 170, 1461 nucleotides long. RefSeq names its product glutamate decarboxylase. Gene Ontology annotation, cellular component: cytoplasm. The transcript is spliced from 4 exons. The record is from RefSeq and is a predicted model, not a curated record. Bases 1 to 1461 code for a protein of 486 amino acids. Lineage: Eukaryota; Fungi; Ascomycota; Sordariomycetes; Hypocreales; Clavicipitaceae. Gene Ontology annotation, biological process: carboxylic acid metabolic process. Gene Ontology annotation, molecular function: carboxy-lyase activity; pyridoxal phosphate binding.